GCUACUUUUUGACAUUUGUAAUGAUAUUAGCAACAUUUUUGAGACAAAUAUUAUAAAAUAAUUAUUUUAAUUUUUGUUUUUCUUUCUUAUGGCUGUAUUUUGGGUGAUAUUUUAAGUUUUACUCAUUUAUUUGUACAGUAAUGGCAAACGACGACGUUAGGUUACUUGUAUCCGAAUCUUCGAAGUCGGAAAGCACAUACACCGGGCUUGCAUCUACUGUAGUACCCCGGUUCCGUAAUGUGGCCCUACACGAGCGCUGCAGCAUGAUGGACAUGGAGCGUUUAAAAGAUGCCUUUCGAUCAGCGUGCAGAAAUAAAAUGAAUGGCGGAGAAUUUAGAGAUUUAAUCAGAUCAUUGUUGAAUGCUGAGUACGAUGAUGAGGAAUAUAAUAUACUCUUUUUAAAGAUAAACACCAGUCGUACUGGUGAGGUCGACUGGGACGAGCUGGUGUCACAUCUAAUCCUCGGUUACUUUGGAAAUGACGAAGAAAACCAGCGGGAGUCCUUGCAGCCGCCCAUCAUGGGGCUGCCCGUCAUCAUGCGCUCGGAGCACAGGCACCCGAUAUCUAGGAUAUGCUUCUGUCCCGACGUCGACAAGGAUCGCUGCACGGACCCGAUGCUGGGCACGUACAUCACCGCGAGCCGCGACGGCAUGGUCAACUGGUGGUCUCUGGACAUGAAGCUGCUGAGAACCGGCUACUCUUCCAGUCCGCAUCUGAAAGUCCGCACAACGUGGGUGACGGACAUGGUGUGCAUGCCCGACGUGAACAUCAUCGUCACCAGCUCCACCGAGAGAGACCUGCGCUUCUACGACUGCACCGCUAAAACCUUUAUCUUGAAGAUAAUUAUCACCAGUUGGGAAUAUAUGAUAUGCACGAUGUAUUAUUACUUCAACAAAGAUGAUGUGGACCAGUGCAAGCUGAUCUGCGGAGACGUGGGCGGCAACGUGCGGGUGCUGCUGUUCUCAGCACACAUGCGGGGCCCGUUCCGGAACGAUGCCGGAAAGGCUUUAAAAUCAUUGCGACAUAUUGACUUGCAGAAGAGGCCUCGUCUCCUGCCGGAGCUACGUCUGGUGGAGCUGGUGCGCAUACACCCGGAGUGGGUGCGCCAAGUGUCGUACUACGCGUCGCUGCACUGCGUCAUGUCUUGUGCCACUUGCUUCGACUCACUACUCAUGUGCGACUUGGGUGGCUCCAAGACACAUAAAAUGUUCAGGGUUGAUAAGGGUAUUCAAUGCUUUGCGUUUGACGAAGAAGCACACGUGUUGGUGACGGGAGGUCCUGACUGCGCGGUCCGGGUGUGGAACCCGUUCGUGCCUGCCAAAGCCAACGUGUUGUUCGUGGGACACCACGCUGCCGUCACCUGCAUAGUACUGCAAAACAAGGGGCAGACCAUCUACUCGCUAUCACGUGAUAGAACUAUUAAAGUGUGGGAUGUCCAUGGCCAAGUGUGUCGCCAGACGUACAUCGAUAUUCCUUCUGUCGUGGGCGAGCGCACGCCCAUAUCUGCGGUGUACAACCCCGCCACCCGCGAGUUCAUCCUGGCCUGCAUGAAGAUAGCUGUCGUAGUGCUGGACGAGCAACUGAACCCGCUGCACACCGACGGGUUCACCCACGCGCGGGCUGUGUCUAAAGUUCUCUACAACCCGUUGUUUAAAGUCAUCGUUACUUGUGGCACUGACAGCAUUAUUAUUAACUGGAAUCCAGUAACAGGUAAACGCAACGUGCUGAUCCGCGACGCGCACGUGCGCCAACUGCACGGCGAACAGGUCCCGGUGGAGAUUACUGCCGCCUGCUUCGACCCUGGCCACCAGUUAAUGCUGACUGGAGCUAGGAACGGCGAGCUCAAGGUUUGGAACUUCAAUACUGGUUUAUGCUUGAGAACGAUGUCCAUCGAGCAUAUGUGCGAAGUUACCAACUGCUUCUGGGUUGAAGGCAGGAUCCUGGCAAUCGGGUGGAACCGCCAUAUUGUCGAGUUUGAGGACACCGGUAUGGCGACGACCGGCAAGAGCUGGGAGAUACGUCACACAGACGAUGUGCUAGCUGCUGCAUCACGGCCUCCUCUCACGCUGGCCACCUCCAGCUACAACUCCGAGCUCGUGCUGUGGAAGCUGGAGACCGGCCAGCCCUACAGGCGGUUUUCGUGUACGGAACCGACGUUGCGCAUCAAGAUGGUUUACAGCCGGCGUGAGUCCAACAAGCAAACUCCUGGACCCCCGCCGAGACGGAGGUUAGCGGUCGGGAACACUUGCUGUAACUUGCGGAAACUCAAUAUCAAAGGAACAAAUCGUGAAAAUAUCCUGGCGACAUCGGAUGCAGUAAGGAAGGCGACAGAGCGCCGUAUAUCCGCGGGCGUGACCAUGUCGGGCCGCGAGCAGAACAUGCGUCUCCUCGCCGUGCACGCCGUACUCUUUCUGGAGACACGGCCGCAACAUAUGACUGUCGCUAGUCUCCUAUUGUCGCUAGAAAAUGGUCAAAUACAGUGUUGGUCGGACCACUCGGCGGGUGGCUACCAGGGCUCGUUCCAGGUCAUCCACAAGGCGGGCGACUACGCGGCCAGCAUGGCCACAGAUAUCAACAACGAGUUCCUGUUUACGGGCACCACCCUAGGCUACGUGAAGGUGUGGCUCAUGACCAACUAUCUUAUUAACGAUCUGGUACACAUCAACAUGCCGCGGCUGCGCCUGAUGUUCCCGUUCCUGUGGCGGGACCGCAUCGAGGGCCGCGCCAAGCGCAGUGUGCGCGACCAGCCCAAGCCGCUGCUGCUGAACAGCUACCGCGCACACCUCCGCUGUAUUACCACAAUGGCGUACAUUGAUGAACAUAAGCUUCUGUUCACCGGCAGUUCGGACUACAGCGUCCGAGUGUGGCGUCUGUCAGGCGAGUACCUGCAGACACUGGGCAGCUUCCUGCCGUGGUCCCUCGAGGUGCCGCGGUUCCCGCCCGAUGUGAGGAAGGUCGCCAGCUUCACCACGUUCAAGGUGUGGCGCGGCGGCAACGUGUCGCGCUACGUGCCGGGGCAGAAGGUGGUGGACAAGCUGGGCGACAUCACCGACUACGAGCUGAAGACCAAGACCUACGGCGAGGCACCCAACGAGCCGUUGCUCGGGAAUUACUCCUCGUUGCCGCAACGACCUGAGCAAAUAGAUCCAAUUCUCCUCGACGAUUCAUUGCCUAUAAUACCUAUUUACGCACACCUGCGCAUGGCGUCCACGCAGCCAGUGCGCCGUCCACCGACGCCUGAACUAGUUCGCGAGACGCGACUGAAGCGCGUGAAAUCAAAGAAAACACACUUUGGCUCAACAAGUACAAGUACACGCUUGUCUCAAACGAUAACAGGACGAACAUCUCAAAUGUCUCAAGCUCAAGGACAGACAGCACAAGGUUCACAGCACACAUCUUUGCAAACACAGCCUCCGACCGGCCGCGUGUCGCGCUCCAGCCAAGAUGUUCCUCGGUAACGAAGCGAUGCGUGGCCUGCGUGACACACACACCAGCCAGCUCCAUGCUACUGUCUACUGCUACUACGGGUUUAUUGCCUGUGAUUCGAGUAAUAUUAGUCAUACUCGACAAAUUGCCAUUCUAUUUUAAUUAAUCGUAUUUUUUUAAUAUGUAAGUUUAUUUUUAGUAUCUUUUUAUUUUAGAAUAUUAAACUUUUCAUAUAAUAUACAUGUGCACUACUUAUAAAGUACAUACAUAGGUAUGUGCUUAUUUAUAAUUUUACUCUUAAUGUUCAAAUACAUAUUUUGACUAACUAGUGGAAGGUGGAUUUUAUGUACCUUUACUUAUAUUUAUGGAUUGAAAUAAAAAACAAUUUACAAUUACAA
Spodoptera frugiperda (fall armyworm) is the source of this 3824-nucleotide messenger RNA. Its product is annotated as WD repeat-containing protein on Y chromosome. Gene Ontology annotation, molecular function: protein binding. The transcript has 18 exons. The record is from RefSeq and is a predicted model, not a curated record. NCBI's taxonomy places the organism in Eukaryota, Metazoa, Arthropoda, Insecta, Lepidoptera, Noctuidae. The coding region runs from base 141 to 3458 and encodes 1105 amino acids.